AUGAUAGGUCAGCUGUCAAACAGACAGUUCUUGAAUAAGCUCUACUAUGCAUCUGCUUGGAAUCCUCAGCAGAAUCUAGCUUACAAUUUUGGUUUAUGGAAUUACUGUACUGGUGGUAGCGGUGGUGGUGUUGCAAGUUGUGCCCAUCCUACUCCAGCUUACAAUUGGGCAAAGACUCCAAACAUUGUUGGCCUUGUGCCCCACUUGGCCAGCAGUUGGAUGGUUAAAGGUCUCUUUUUAGGUUUGUUCAUUUUGGUCUUUAUUGCUCUCGGAUUCAGUUUCAUCUUCUGGCUGAUGAGUCUUCCCAUCUGCUGCUUGAAGAGACGUGGAUGGGGUUAUUCGAUGUCUACGCUAGUAUUCAUCAACUUUAUGAUCAUGUUGGUUGCUUUGAUCUUGGCUCUUAUUUUGGUAUUGGCUGGUAUACAGCAGAUUACGAGUGCGGAUAAUACUUGGCAUGCUCAUGCUGGUAAUUCACUUUGGCUGACCAUUGGUGCAACUUUGUCAUUGCUUGCUUCUUUCCUCUGCUACUCUGGCGGUGCCUGCUUUGGCCGCAGGAAUCGCACUGCCUAUGACGAUAAUUACAAUGGCGGUUCUACUAGUCGUCGUGGAUGUUGCGGUAUCGGACGCAGGAGAAACAAGGCUCAAGUUGAUCCCAACUACAAGGACAACACUGGCUAUGACAACAAUGUGAUUCCUGGUACCAAUCAACCCUUAUAUGCUGCUUCUCCUGUAUUCCAACAUACGCCACAACGCGCUCAAGACCCCAAUAUGCUGCAACAACCUUACAUGGUGUCUCCCUCUAUGGGUCAGCAGCAAUUAUCUCCCGGUAUUUCACAUGCUAUGCAAAGUGGACAAAAUUAUGAUCAUAAUGCAAGCAACAACAUGGGUGGUGCUACCACCACCGCUACUGGCGCUGCUGAUUCAAAUGAUCCCAAUUCAGUUUCUGUUCCUAUGCAUGGCUAUCAAACACCUGUACUUCAGCCUGCAAACACACCUCAGUAA
Mucor velutinosus is the source of this 1002-nucleotide messenger RNA. RefSeq lists its product as uncharacterized. NCBI's taxonomy places the organism in Eukaryota, Fungi, Mucoromycota, Mucoromycetes, Mucorales, Mucoraceae. The coding region runs from base 1 to 1002 and encodes 333 amino acids. The transcript has 2 exons. Gene Ontology annotation, cellular component: plasma membrane. The record is from RefSeq and is a predicted model, not a curated record.